UGAUGAGUGAUAUUAAAGGUUCUACCCCGUAACUAGGCAACAUUCGAGGGUCGGCCGAACGCUAAGGACUUGGCGUAGAAGGCUCAUGCUGACCUGACCGGGAAAUAAAAAGGGGACCAGGAUCGCCCCUGAUAAGGUCGCAAUAUGACUGCUUACCUAAGACGGGUAGCACACACAAAAUUCCUUGUCCACUUCUGGCCUUUUCCGCUCUCGCUUUUCAUUCUUCUCAAUCACGGUUGGCUCAACUCCCGGUCAGAAAAUACACCUUGAUAUCACUCCUUCUGCAUAACCCAACAAAGCAGAGGUGAUACCGGACACGCCGCUAGGAUCCUGGACCGCAACACGAGGACGAGAUGCCGACGCUUGACCAAGUCGAGUACUCGCAGGAAGCCACGGUCACCGCUGUGACCGACUUCUAUGCCUUCCUGACCAAGAUGUACCUUCCCGAGUCAGCUGUCGUCCACCCGCCGCCAGGGGGGUGGCCGACGUUGGCCUCUGAUCUACAGGACCUGGGCAAAUCGGACGAGGUGCUGAGCCUGCUUUCGCACUUACCGUACGUGCGCGAGGAUCUACCUGACAACGAGAUACCCCAAGUUACCCCGGGUGGGGGUUGGGCAGACUGGCGUAUGUCCGGUAUCUGGGUGCGCGAGGGCCGUAGCGACAUUGAUGGGCUUCGUACCGUCACCGAGGGCCCUGCCAUCAUGGAGCACGUGCCUGAGAGUGUCGUUGGGCUGACGAUGAGCGAGCACCAUGUCUUUUUGAUUGACACGGAGCUUGGGGUCGUCUACUGGCCCGAGUGUCCUGGUCGGCUCCGCGACGGGCCCCGCUGCAUCGAGGACGACCCGUACGACUACUGUGACGACGAUGACGAGGCCGACUGGCGUGCCGACGGCGCCGCCUGGUCUGUCGUCGACUUCUUCAAGGUGCUGAAGGCCGAGUACCGCUCGCUGCGCUGGGUGCCGUGGAACGAGUACCAGGUUUUGGAUUCGGAGACUAGGAGGAGGAGGAAUCCUAUCCCGGCCCUACAGGAAGUUUACAGGCGUCACGGCUGGCCUAAUCUGCAACAGUAUCGCAAGCAGGAGUGCCUCGAGGAGACGAAGGCGGUCAUGGUUGCAAUGGAGCAGGGAGGGGAUGAGGCGGGCGCUUAGAGUUAAAGCGGUUUAGGUGUGUUCGUUUACUUUCCGGGGCCCACUGGCAAGGGGUCGUGCGGGUGAUUGACAAACGGCCAGGCAGAACAAGUUACUACAAAGAGGUUAACCUUCGCAUCCA
Colletotrichum navitas is the source of this 1269-nucleotide messenger RNA. RefSeq lists its product as uncharacterized. Bases 354 to 1148 code for a protein of 264 amino acids. NCBI's taxonomy places the organism in Eukaryota, Fungi, Ascomycota, Sordariomycetes, Glomerellales, Glomerellaceae. The transcript has a single exon. The record is from RefSeq and is a predicted model, not a curated record.